Messenger RNA from Exaiptasia diaphana, 902 nucleotides. Its product is annotated as histone H3. NCBI's taxonomy places the organism in Eukaryota, Metazoa, Cnidaria, Anthozoa, Actiniaria, Aiptasiidae. Gene Ontology annotation, cellular component: nucleosome. The coding region runs from base 6 to 416 and encodes 136 amino acids. Gene Ontology annotation, molecular function: structural constituent of chromatin; protein heterodimerization activity; DNA binding. The record is from RefSeq and is a predicted model, not a curated record. The transcript has a single exon.
UUGAAAUGGCUCGUACAAAGCAAACAGCUCGUAAAUCUACCGGAGGAAAAGCUCCCCGAAAACAACUGGCCACCAAGGCAGCACGUAAAAGUGCCCCAGCAACUGGUGGAGUCAAGAAACCUCAUCGUUACAGACCUGGUACAGUCGCUCUUCGUGAGAUCCGUCGUUACCAGAAGUCUACCGAGUUGCUGAUCCGCAAGCUUCCUUUCCAACGUCUUGUCCGAGAAAUCGCUCAAGAUUUCAAAACUGACCUAAGGUUCCAGAGCUCAGCUGUCAUGGCUCUUCAAGAGGCUAGYGAGGCUUACUUGGUUGGUCUGUUCGAGGACACAAACUUGUGCGCCAUUCACGCCAAGCGAGUCACCAUCAUGCCCAAGGACAUUCAACUUGCACGCCGAAUCCGUGGCGAGAGGGCUUAAACUAGUUCUCAAACAUACAAAAGGCUCUUUUAGGAGCCACCACAUGCUACAAAAGUCAAUGGUGUUUCAUGCUUUCCCGCGCGUUUAUCAGUUUGAAUCAAAGCCACGAGGAGCAAGGCCGUCAUCGGCUCCCUCGCAGUCCUCAAUAAUUCUAAAUUAUGUUGAAAGUAUGCUUUAUUUUUUUUCCAACUAAAAGCACUACUUUUUAGGUGAAAUUUUAUUAAAAAAACUCACUAGAGUUGACACAUUUUUGGCGGGAAAUAUACUGAGGUCUUGGGCUUCCUGUAUGUAUACAUGUAUGCUUACCCAUCGAUGCAUUUGGAAGGGAGUUGUUCAACUAUACUUAGUAGAGUAUAUACUUAGAGUUUGAAGAUUGGUAUAUGCAAUAUUUUUUUUAGCUGGCAAGUGCUCAAAUUUGUGGGGAGUAAGAAUGCAACAAUUUGAGCGGACAUUGAUAUGAUUGAUUCAUACUAAUAAUUGAAAAUA